UGGGUCAAGGGACAUCUCCCAAACAAAUGGGCUCUUUUCUAUCCAAUUUCUAAUGGAGGUGACCACAUUUUUUUCAGAAACUAUCAUAAAAAAGUUAAUGUUUAUACUUCCAAGUAGCUGUGACACAUGCAACGAGUCCUGUAUUCAAUCAAGCGGUUGAAUAUCAUGCCUAGUUUUGCAUAAGCAAAUAGUCGACAGCAGAUGUGGAUUAUGAGAUGUACCGACACCGCGACAAUAUAGAGCCCACGAUAAUACAGAGUCAUACUAUAAUAGGACCAAAAUAGAGUAUUGUUUCUGCCCCUAUAUAGUUUGGCCUAAAAUGAUUGGGAGGAUGCAGUGUGAAUGGUACAAUCUUUGUAUUCUGGAAGUAAACCGGAAAUAUCAAAGCCAGAUAUGGGGGUUUGAAAACGAUGUGGAUGGUGUCCAGAAAUAUAAUACUUAAUUUGCUUUUCAUAUGUUGAGCAUUUCUCUACGAUUGCAUAGAUAGAUGUUCAUUAUAUGCCAAUCAAACUAUAAACUCUGAUGGGGUCACUCUUGAGGAACUGAUCGAGAGUGACCAAAUCAGCUCUAUAAACAGCUACUAAAUGAAUGUAAUCACAUGAUUUCGUUCUUGUUUUGAGCCUGUGCAGCGUUGCGUCCCUUGGUCAAGCCAGAAACCUAUGAUGAUAGACUAGUGGAUGUGAUGAGAAGCAUGAUGCGCCACAGCCUGUGUGGAGCUUGUAGGAACUUCACCAACAUUGGCUGGCUCUGCCGGGCCCGGACAUGGUCCCACUGCCUCAUCCUCAUUCUAACACUCAACAUCAUCUUCUACCUCAACAGCUGCCCCUUCUUCACCGACCCCGCAGACAUAAAAAACUGGAAGCAUGGUUUUGUCAAUGAACUCCCAGACCACCAUUUCAUCUCCUUUAGGUCCCGAUUGGGUGAAGAUGUCAAGGACACUCUCCGAAGUUCUGUUCCACCAACUGUCCACUACUUUUGGUGUCAGACGGGAAGCUUUCAGUUCCAGCAUUACCUGAGUGUCCUCAGUGCGUACAAACUGCUCCAACCCAGCGAGAUAAUAUUCCACUACAACAGCCUACCAGAAAGAGAUGAUCUUGGUUAUUACCAAUACUUUGAAGACCUGUUGAGAGAUUUGCCCAAUUUGUUUCCAGAACCGUUGUCAGACAGUAGAGCCUGUCAUGAAAAUUCCCACAAAGCACUGGAAUAUAUUUCUGACAUGUUAAACAAGCAGGGAGGUGUUGUCCUUGGUGUGAAUGUUGUACUUUCUGAAAAUAUACUGCAGUUUAUGAACAAACCAAUAUCUUUGAACCAUGUGGAAAUUAAUUUUGCAUCCACUGGUGUCCUGAUGAUGUCACCAAAUGUGCUAACAGCCAACACCAAAACAUCUAUUUUAACUUCCCCGACAAACAUCCAAUGCUCCCCCAACUCCACCUUCAGGAACCAGCAUCAUCCCUGUGCCGUCCUCUUGAGGGAACUCUUCCCUGUCCAGAUCUUUCACCUGCACAAUGAUUUUGGUGAGCUUGCACGAUUUGUUGGAUAUGGUCAAAAGGAGUCGCUGGUUGCCUCGCCUCAGAAAGACCUCAUCCCAAACAUUGUCCACUAUGUUUGGCUUGGAGAUAAUUACUUUACCUUCUUCAAUCAGUUGUGUCUCCUCAGCGCUUUGCAUAUUCAGAAAGCAGAAAAGAUUUACAUUCAUGGAAAUAAAGAACCAAGAGGGAUAUACUGGGAAGAAGUAAAAAAUCUGCCCCAGGUGCAGUUUAUUUUUCGAGAUUUCCCUCAUUUUGUGUUUGGAAACGAGUUGAACAAUCCAUCUCAUGCCAGUGAUAUUUUGAGAGUUGAUGUUCUACUUCGGUACGGAGGUGUCUACUUGGAUUGGGAUAUACUGUUGGUGAAGCCGUUGUCAGAAGGUCAGAGGAAGUAUGAAGCUCUUGUGUGUGUGGAUUGGCCGCAGGCAGGCCAUUACCCUGACACAUUCAACAUGGGCAUAAUGGCUGGUAAACAAGGAGCUACUUUUCUCCAGUUCAUGAUGGAAUCAUUCCGUCACUAUGUGGACAGGGACUGGGCGUUCAAUGCCAUCCAGGUACCCUACAAGGUUUAUGAACAACACCCAGACAGUGUCCUUCUUGACCGACACCUGCAGGUCAUCUGCUUCAAAGGGUCCUGUCAUCCAACAUGGAGGGCAGGAUACAAAGAGAUCCCAGAUGAUGUUCAAGAUUCUCCACAGUUUGACUGGAAGACAGAGGCGAACGGGAUUCACUGGACAUUCCCAGACCCAACUGAGUUUUCAGACAAGAAGACUCUGCUCGCCUCUACUGGCUUGUAUGCAGACAUAGGGAAGUAUGUCCUACACCAAGUUGGUGGCUAAUACUAAAUACCGUAUUCGACGUAAUAAGCCACCUGCUCUAAUAAACCCCCACGGCCAUAUUUGCUAAUAUAUUGGCUAGUGAACAAUCCCAAUUAGCACCCUUUCCGAUUCGUCAAUGUACGAAAGACUUAUUUAUUUGCGUAUAAUGCGCACUCGUGUGUUAUAUGCACCCUUAAU
Molecule: messenger RNA, 2542 nt
Organism: Haliotis rufescens (red abalone)
Lineage: Eukaryota; Metazoa; Mollusca; Gastropoda; Lepetellida; Haliotidae
Exons: 2
Coding region: 683-2365 (560 amino acids)
Source: RefSeq, a predicted model, not a curated record